AGAGAGAGAUGGCUCAGUCGCUAGAGUUGCUUCUGAUUCAGUUCUUGAUGCCUGACAACGAUGCCCGAAGACAGGCUGAAGAACAGAUAAAGCGGUUGGCGAAGGAUCCUCAGGUAAUUCCGGCUUUAGUUCACCAUCUCCGCACCGCUAAGACCCCUAAUGUCAGGCAGCUUUCCGCUGUGCUUCUACGCAAGAAGAUCACUGGUCACUGGGCAAAGCUUUCACCCCAAAUGAGGCAGUUGGUCAAGUCUUCCCUUGUAGAAAGCAUCACCGUCGAACAUAGUCCUCCUGUUAGACGAGCAAGUGCAAAUGUGGUGAGUAUUAUUGCCAAGUAUGCUGUUCCAGCAGGAGAGUGGCCUGAUUUGUUGCCCUUUCUGUUCCAAUGCAGUCAGAGUGCUCAAGAAGACCAUAGGGAAGUGGCUCUGAUUCUCUUCAGCUCCUUGACUGAAACAAUUGGGAAUACAUUUCAGCCAUAUUUUGCAGAUUUACAAUCUCUUCUACUCAAGUGCCUUCAGGAUGAGACCAGUACCCGUGUCAGAGUUGCUGCCCUAAAGGCAGUUGGUUCUUUUCUAGAAUUCACUCAUGAUGGGGCUGAAGUGGUGAAAUUCCGAGAGUUCAUUCCCAGCAUUUUGAAUGUAUCACGACAAUGCCUUGCCAAUGGUGAAGAGGAUGUUGCUACAAUCGCUUUUGAAAUUUUUGAUGAGCUAAUUGAGUCUCCUGCACCUCUUCUUGGGGAAUCUGUAAAAUCUAUCGUACAAUUUUCUCUUGAAGUUUGCUCAAGUCAAAAUUUGGAAUCAAAUACUCGUCACCAGGCUAUUCAGAUAAUUUCAUGGCUUGCCAAAUACAAAUCCAACUCCCUGAAAAAGCACAAGCUGGUCAUCCCUAUCCUGCAAGUCAUGUGCCCUUUGCUUGCAGAAACUACUGAUGGAGAUGAAGAUGAUGAUCUUGCAGCAGAUAGAGCUGCUGCGGAAGUUAUUGAUACAAUGGCUACAAACCUUCCAAAACAUGUUUUUCCACCAGUUUUUGAAUUUUCUUCAUUGAGCUUUCAGAGCCUAAAUCCAAAGUAUCGGGAAGCAUCCGUGACUGCCUUGGGUGUUGUUUCAGAAGGUUGUUUUGAGUUGAUGAAACAUAAGUUGGAGCACAUUCUUCAUAUUGUCUUAGGAGCUUUGAAGGAUCCAGAGCAUAUGGUAAGAGGUGCUGCAUCGUUUGCUGUGGGCCAAUUUGCGGAGCACUUGCAGCCUGAGAUUGUAGCACACUAUGAAAGUGUUCUUCCCUGUAUUUUAAAUGCCCUGGACGAUGCAUCUGAUGAAGUGAAGGAAAAAUCCUACUAUGCUUUGGCAGCUUUCUGUGAGAACAUGGGUGAGGAAAUACUUCCUUACCUUGAUCCCCUGAUGGGCAGGUUACUUGGAGCACUUCAAAAUAGCCCACGUAAUUUGCAAGAGACAUGCAUGUCUGCUAUUGGUUCUGUGGCAGCUGCUGCAGAACAAGCUUUUAUUCCAUAUGCUGAGAGAGUUCUGGAGUUGAUGAAAAUUUUCAUGGUUCUUACCAAUGACGAGGACCUAUGCUCACGAGCAAGGGCAACUGAGCUAGUUGGCAUUGUUGCGAUGGCUGUUGGAAGAACAAGGAUGGAACCGAUAUUACCUCCAUUCAUUGAAGCUGCUAUAUCUGGAUUUGGUUUGGAAUUCAGUGAACUUAGAGAGUACACCCAUGGAUUUUUCAGUAAUGUUGCCGAAAUUUUGGAUGAGGGUUUUGUGCAGUACCUUCCACAUGUUGUUCCCCUAGCUUUUUCAUCAUGCAAUCUUGAUGAUGGCUCCGCAGUGGACAUUGAUGAGUCUGAUGGCGAUGACAGUGUCAAUGGAUUUGGAGGUGUGUCUUCGGAUGAGGAUGCUCAUGAUGAACGAAGAAUCCGCAAUAUUAGCAUCAGAACAGGAGUCCUGGAUGAAAAGGCUGCAGCAACUCAGGCCAUUGGCUUAUUUGCGUUGCACACAAAGAGUUCAUAUGCACCCUAUUUGGAGGAGUCGUUGAGGAUUUUGGUUAGACAUUCUGGGUACUUCCAUGAAGAUGUUCGUCUUCAGGCUGCUAUUUCCUUGAAACAUAUUCUAACAGCUGCACAGGAAGUCUUCCAAGGGCACAAUGAUGGGUCCCUAAAGGUGAAGGAAGUUCUUGAUACUGUGAUGAAUAUCUUUAUGAAGACAAUGACCGAAGAUGGUGACAAGGAAGUUGUUGCACAAGCAUGCAUGAAUGUGGCAGACAUCAUCAAGGAUUGUGAAUACAUGUUAGUUGAGCCCUAUAUGCCACGGCUGCUUGAGUCAACUUUAGUACUACUGCGAGAGCAAUCAGCUUGUCAGCAAAUGGAAUCUGAUAGUGAGAUUGAUGAUGAUGAUGCUGAGCAUGAUGAAAUACUUAUGGAUGCAGUUUCAGAUCUCCUUCCUGCAUUCGCAAAGUCCAUGGGAUCUAACUUUGGCCCCAACUUCUCAAAGCUGUUUGAACCUUUAAUGAAAUUUGCGAGAGCUUCACGCCCUCCACAAGAUAGGACCAUGGUAGUUGCAUGCCUUGCAGAAGUUGCUCAGGAAAUGGGUGCCCCAAUUGCAGGAUAUGUUGAUACUGUAAUGCCCUUGGUAUUGAAAGAAAUGGCAUCGUCAGAGGCGACUAAUAGGAGGAAUGCUGCAUUUUGUGUUGGCGAAUUGUGCAAAAAUGGUGGUGAGCCAACCCUCAAAUAUUAUGCAGACAUUCUUCGUGUGCUUUACCCAUUAUUUGGGGAAUCUGAGCCAGAUGAUGCUGUAAGAGAUAAUGCUGCUGGUGCUGUUGCAAGGAUGAUCAUGGUGCAUCCUGAGGCUAUCCCUCUGAACCAGGUUCUUCCUGUUUUUCUGAAAGUUUUGCCAUUGAAAGAAGAUCAUGAAGAGUCUUUGGCUGUUUAUACUUGUGUCUGUAAUCUAGUACUAGCCUCUAAUCCCCAGAUACUAUCUCUAGUCCCUGAGUUGGUGAAUAUAUGCGCACAUGUGGUAGUUUCUCCUGCUGAGACUCCUGAGGUUAAAGCUCAAGUCGGCAUAGCUUUCUCUCAUCUAAUUUCUCUAUAUGGCCAUCAAAUGCAACCCAUCUUGAGCAACCUUCCACCUGCACAUGCCAAUGCACUUGCAGCAUUUGCACCCAAAAAUUGAUGCCUGAAUAUGCCAGUGAAUCACACUUCUGCACAUUGCAGUCUGGGGGAUUAGAUGUCACUUCCAAGUUCGUUGUUUGUGAGAACAGUUUGUUUCACCCAUUUGUGAGUGAGAAAUGGUUGAAUCUUGCAUGAUGGUACCUGUCACACCUGGGUAUGUAAACAUGUUAGUAUUCCACGGCCUUUUCAAAAUUUCUUUGUUUGUGUUAUUACCUGUAAUGCUACCUUCUCUUCGGGGCCUUUAUGUUGGAUUUGCUGCCUCUCAAGCUGUCUCCAUUUUUCCCUCAUGGAGGCAUGGUGCCGUUUCAUCCAUAUUUUCUACAUUUUUUUGGUUUUUUUCAUAAUUAUUUUUUGAAUUAAUUGUGUAUAGGGAGCCUGUAAGUUUUAUCAUUUAUUUUAAUUUUUUUUGUUUUUGUUUUAACAGCAGAGUUGUGAAUUGCGUGAUUAUUAUACUGUCUUAGUAAAUAAGAUAAUUUGGCAUUGUCCGAGUAACAAGUAUGGUUUUGUAUCAUUCCAUGUGUAAUAUAUAAGAUUUUGUGAUUUGAUUACAUUG
Messenger RNA from Telopea speciosissima, 3710 nucleotides. Its product is annotated as importin-4. Gene Ontology annotation, molecular function: nuclear import signal receptor activity; small GTPase binding. NCBI's taxonomy places the organism in Eukaryota, Viridiplantae, Streptophyta, Magnoliopsida, Proteales, Proteaceae. The transcript has 20 exons. Gene Ontology annotation, biological process: protein import into nucleus. Bases 9 to 3158 code for a protein of 1049 amino acids. Gene Ontology annotation, cellular component: cytoplasm; nucleus. The record is from RefSeq and is a predicted model, not a curated record.